UACCGGGCUUUUCUCUAAUUCUCCAUGGCAGCAGCACAGGGUCCUGUGACCUGUGAGCCCGACACCCACGUCCUCGGCACCUACCUCUCCUCAGAGCCCAUCGGCGUUGUUGGCAGCAUGGGCAGCGUGGGCAGCCUAGUGGAGAAGCAGGAUCUGUCCCCCCUGGAGCUGCGGGCCCAGCUGGGGGGCUCACGGGGGCUUCGGCAGCCCGAUGGUUUGCUGCGGAAGGGGCCGAGCCAGCGGGAGCUCUUCGGCUACCUGCACGGAGCCAAGAAGGAGACGCGGUCGGAACGGAAGCACCAGAUGUCGGGCGCCUGCUACAAGCGGGACUACGAGAGCGACCGUGAGAACCGGUCCCCCGAGCGCUGCUCCCGCGAGCAUCACCGUGGGGCCGACUUCUCCAAGAGCUCCCUGCCCGAGAGGGGCCGCUUUGACAAGUGCCGUAUCAGGCCCUCGGCCUUCAAGGCGGUAGCUGGGAAGGGGCUGGUCUCCAUGCAGGGCCUGUCCUCGUCCAAGGGGCAGAAGCUGUCCAAGAGCAACGGGAGCCUGCACACGCUGCUGUCGCAGAGCAGCACGGCGGCCUCGCAGCAUGGCCCGCUUCGCACUCACUUGCUCCAUGCCAUCAGCCUGGAUGAGGCCUCUGACUCCAGCCACAACUCCAUCCAGAGCUUCCCUUCCUACGGCUCCCGCCUCAAGCCUGCCCAGAGCCAGUUCAGCGCCUCCAUGGGCCACAUCAACCACAUCGGGGGCUCCUUGGACAGGGUUUCCCGGAGCCCCAGGGACCCCCUGGCCCCUGAGAAGGCGCCCCUGUCCUGCAAAAGCAUGGCCACACUGAGCCGGCUGCAGAGCCCUGGGGAGCCCCCACCACCCUAUGAGUUCACCUACUCGCUGGAGGAUGCGGUGAAGCAGCUGGAGGACCGGCUGCAGGAGACGGGAGGAGAGCUGCGGCAGCUCAAGAGGAGCCUUAGCGAGACCGAAGACCCCUUCACGCAGGUGUUUGAGGACAAGCAGCGGCUGUGGCUGGACGAGCUGGAGGAUCUGAAGCAGAUGUACAUGGCCCGGCUGCAGCAGGUGACGCAGCAGGCGCAGCGUGGGCAGCGGGCGCUGCAGCUGCAGCUCUACAAGGCGCAGCAGGAGAAGAAGCGGCUGCAGGAGGAGCUGAGCAUGCAGCAGUGCCAGUGCGAGGAGCCCAAGCUCCGGCAGCCCCAGGGUGAGCGCGUCAGCCCCAAGCUGGAGGAGACCAAGUGGGAGGUGUGCCAGAAGGCAGCGGAGAUCUCCCUGCUGAAGCAGCAGCUCCGGGACACCCAGGAGGAGAUGGCUCAAAAGCUGGGCGAGAUAUUCAGCCUGAAGACGCAGCUGCGGGAGGCCAAGGCGGAGGUCCAGGCCAGGGACUCCCAGCUGGCGCAACUGGCAGACUCCUUCCAGAGCCCCCCGGAACCCGGCGCCUCACUGCCACUGGGCGACGACCCUAUGCCGGCAUGCCAGGACUUCCCCGGCUGCGAAACUGAUGACUCCAAGUGCCGGGGCCUUCACAGCGACACGGCGGAGCCCCUGGAGCGGCAGGUGGAGUGGCUGUGGGCAGAGCUGCUGCGGGAGCGUCGCCAGGGCCAGCUGCAGGCUGUGAACUUUGAGCUGGAGAGGAAAACCUGGCAGGAGGAGAAGGAGAAGGUGCUGCGGUACCAGCGGGAGCUCCAGGCCAGCUACAUGGAGAUGUACCACCGGAGCCAGGCGCUGGAGCGGGAGCUGCGGCAGCUGCGGUCGGAGCCCAGGGACGUCGGGGCCGACUCACCGUGGAUCGAGCGGGUGGAGUCCUCAAAGAUCUGAGCGGCGGGAUGCUGGCAGGACUGUGAAGGGGGAAGGUCUCUUGCUGCUGCAACGGGAUGAUCUCAGGGUCUGCACAAGGACCAGCUGCUCGGCGCUGCCCUGGGGAGAAGGACUGAUUGCGACAAGGGAGCUUUUCCUUCUUGCAGCGCUUCA
Molecule: messenger RNA, 1977 nt
Organism: Gymnogyps californianus (California condor)
Lineage: Eukaryota; Metazoa; Chordata; Aves; Accipitriformes; Cathartidae
Gene: N4BP3
Product: NEDD4 binding protein 3
Exons: 4
Coding region: 25-1824 (599 amino acids)
Cellular component (GO): cytoplasmic vesicle
Source: RefSeq, a predicted model, not a curated record